This is a messenger RNA of Cotesia congregata, 1311 nucleotides long. Lineage: Eukaryota; Metazoa; Arthropoda; Insecta; Hymenoptera; Braconidae. The record is from the annotation of a GenBank genome assembly.
AUGAUUUCGUCAAAUUCAAACGAUGUUACUCCGCUGCCUACUCAAAAUAUGCCUGACUCUUGGUUUAAAGAUGAACAAAUGAAUGCAAUGUUUGCAGAAUUUCGAAAUCGUUCUGUCAACCCUCAGGAUUGGGAUUCUAAAUAUAAAUUUUGGCAAGAAUUGAUAUCAAAAUGGUUAAGUUUUAAUAAUAAAUGUUGUUUCACGAUAAUUGAUCUUAAAUCGACUUUCAAAAGAAAAGGAUGUACACCACUGUGUUUGAAUACUGUUAUUGAAGAAUUAUACAGAAAUCGGGAAAUAGUUACGGAAAAUGAAUUUUUACAAGAUCAAAAAACUUGGGGAUCCUGGUUAGUGGACACUGUUGUGAAAAAACCAGUUGUUUGGUCUUUUUCGAAGCUCAAAAAUUAUUUUGUAACAAAUGUUCCUGUCAAUUCGGAGACUCGAUAUGUUCACUUAAAAACGGUAAAAGGAUUAGCAGAAACAAUACUCAGUUUGUCAUCUGAUAAAAAACCAAUAAUUUUAACAGUUCAACAAAUAACUGAAAAAUGUAGGAUAGCUUACAAUAAUAACAAUUUGUCUGAAGAAAAUGUAAAACUAGCUUUAAUUUGGAUUGGAAGAUUAAAAAGUAGCCAAUUAAGUAAUAGGAACAAUAAUGCUUGGAAUAGUCUUUUAAAAAUUUCUCCUGAUAGUAUCAGUAAUUUAACAGAAUCUGAAGAAGGUUUAUAUAAAAUACAAGAAAGCGAAAAAGUUAUUUUAAAACGGAUUGAGGAAUUAGAAAUUGAACGUAAUGACGUUUUAGCUAAAGUUAAAUCUUACAUCAAUAGGGGUUUGAAAGAUGUAGCUAAAACUUUUUUGAGAAGAAAACACGAACUUGAUAAAAGAAUUGAAAAACAUGCAAUGACCUUGCAAAAUUUACAGACUUUGAUUACAAGUAUCUCUGAUGCACAUUCUAAUACUGAGGUACUCGAUGCAUACAAAAAAGGUAGUGAAAUAUUGAAAAAUUGUGAAAAAGCUGGAUUAUCUGAGAUUAAUGCUCGAGAUACUAUGGAUGAUGUGCGUGAGAUAAUGGAAGAAUUUGAUGAAAUGCAAAAAUCACUAACGGAGCCCAUAAAACUCAAUGAAUCGGAUGAUGAAUUAGAGAAAGAAUUAGACGACUUAUUACAUUCUGAUUCUCCGGAUAAAUCUUUACCACCAGUGCCUUCUUCUGAAAUUCCAGAACUUGAAAAAAGAUUGUCUGAUUUACGUUUGCCAGAGUUUCCUUCGCCUCCUGAAACAAAAUCUUUCACGAGUCAAGAAGUCAAGGAUUUUCUUUGA